UCUUCGUAAACUAACCGGCAAGUUUAGCGGCUGCAACGGCGGUCUUCUCACCGUCCACCCGUCUCCUUCCUCUCCCCUUCGUCGCUUCCUUCUCGCUGCCGCUUACAUAUGUUAGAAAAGGGGAGUAAGCCUUCAUCAUCGUCGCUACCAUCAGUCGUCCUCUCCUCUCCCACGUCUUUCCUUCUCCAUCCUGCUACAGACUUUUGCUUGUGGUCGACACCUUCGUUUGAUGGAAUACGCUUUCUUCAUCGCGUCCGACCGUCGCGCCUCGGUACCUCAGAAGCGAUGGCGCAUCGCGUUCACCAUGAUCUACUCCUGCCGCGCCAUGUGCUCCCUCUCCAAGAAGCGCAUCACUGGCGCCCUCCGUACUCCAUCCUACGUCUCCCUCGAGAUCGUGGACGACGAUGACGAUGAAUGUAGGGCCCCUGCUCCACCCUUCUCCAUCGUCGACGCCGACGUCCUCAAGUCCCUCGUGAGGGAGCGCAGGCUUGACGAAGUGCAACGCCUCGGCGGAGCCGACGGCAUCGCUGCGGGCCUGGCUUCCGACGCGGAGGCCGGCAUAUCCGGCGGCGGUGGCGAGCUGGACGCGCGGAGGGAGGCCUUCGGCGCUAACACGUACCCCAAGACGAAGCCCAAGGGGUUCUUCUGGUUCGUGUACGAGGCGCUCAACGACUUGUUCCUCCUCAUCCUGAUCGGCUGCGCCGCGGUCUCGCUCGCUUUCGGCAUCAAGGAGCACGGCCUCAAGGAAGGAUGGUACGACGGCGCCAGCAUCUUCCUCGCCAUCUUCCUCGUCUCCGUCGUCUCCGCCGUCAGCAACUUCCGCCAGAUGAAGCGGUUCGACAAGCUGUCCGCCCAGUGCAACGACAUCAGCGUCAGCGUCGUCCGCGACGGCCACCGGCAAGACAUCUCCAUCUUCGACGUCGUGGUCGGAGACGUGAUCUUCUUGAAGAUCGGUGACCAGGUCCCGGGCGACGGGCUCUUCCUCCAGGGGCAUUCUCUGCAGAUCGACGAAUCGAGCAUGACAGGCGAGAGCCAUCCGGUCGACGUCGACGCCGUUAAGAACCCGUUCCUUACAUCCGGCGUCAAAGUCAUCGACGGAUACGCCUCCAUGAUCAUCACCGCCGUCGGCACGGACACGGCGUGGGGGGAGAUGAUGAGCACCAUCGCCCGCGAGACGACCGAGCCGACGCCGCUCCAGGAGCGGCUCGAGAGGCUGACGUCGAGCAUCGGCAAAAUUGGCGUUGUCGUGGCUGUCCUGGUCUUCGCCGUGCUAGCGAUCCGCUACUUCACCGGGAGCACCAAGGACGAGAACGGGCAGCCCAGGUUCAACAAGAACAAGGUGGACGCCGGCGACGUCAUCAGCGUCAUCGUGAGUAUUUUCCAAGACGCAGUAACCAUCAUCGUGGUGGCGAUCCCCGAGGGCUUGCCAUUGGCGGUGACCCUGACGCUGGCCUUCUCGAUGAAGAGGAUGAUGAAGGACAACGCCAUGGUCCGGAGGCUGUCGGCUUGCGAGACGAUGGGCUCGGUGACGACCAUCUGCACCGACAAGACCGGCACUCUGACGCUGAAUCAAAUGACUGUCACCAAGUUUUGGAUCGGCAACGAAGAAGUUCCGGUAGACGGCGGCAGCAUCUCCUCAAUCGCGCCAAGAGUGCGCACACUGUUUCACCAGGGAGUCGGGCUGAACACCACAGGCAGUGUUUACAGGCCAACGUCUGUAGCAGUGCCAGAAGUCUCUGGUAGCCCGACGGAGAAGGCUCUUCUAUGGUGGGCAGUUCUGGAUCUCGGAAUGGACGUGGAGGAGAUGAAGAGGAGGUACAGCGUAGUUCACGUCGAGGCCUUCAACUCGGAAAAGAAGCGGAGCGGAGUUCUGGUGGAAGAGAAGGAUAGCAGAGCGAUGAUCACACAAUGGAAAGGAGCUGCUGAGAUGAUCUUGAUUCGAUGCUCGCAUUACCUCGACAGGAACGGGAAUGUGCGGGACGUAGACGUCGAGUCCAGAACGAAGCUCGAGAAGGUCAUCAGAGACAUGGCCGCUCGUAGUCUUCGGUGCAUCGCCUUGGCCUAUAAAAUCACCGAUGCAGAGGAUCUUCAUGUCGAUCAAGAAGAGACGCCAAACCUCGACGACAACGGACUGACUCUGCUGGGCUUCGUUGGCUUGAAGGACCCAUGUCGCCCUGAAGUGGAAUCAGCCAUCGCCGCCUGUAGACGCGCCGGCGUUGCCGUCAAAAUGAUCACAGGAGACAACGUGUUCACAGCAAGAGCCAUUGCCAUCGAGUGCGGCAUACUCAGAGACGAUGACGUCGACGGAUUGGUGGUCGAAGGGCCGGAGUUCAGAAACUACUCAGCAGAGGAGCGAAUGAAGAAGAUCGAUCAGAUUCGAGUCAUGGCGAGGUCUUCUCCCUUCGAUAAGCUGCUAAUGGUGCAGUGCUUGAAGUCAAAGGGCCACGUCGUGGCAGUCACCGGGGAUGGCACAAACGACGCGCCGGCACUGAAGGAAGCCGACGUGGGACUUUCCAUGGGAAUCCAAGGCACCGAGGUGGCGAAGGAGAGCUCCGACGUGGUCAUCCUCAACGACAACUUCGACACCGUCGUGACCGUCAUGAGAUGGGGAAGGUGUGUCUACAAUAACAUACAGAAGUUCCUGCAGUUUCAGCUCACAGUGAACAUCGCCGCACUGGUCAUAAACUUCGUCUCCGCCAUUAGCACCGGCGAGGUUCCAUUGACGACGGUGCAGCUCCUGUGGGUGAACCUGAUCAUGGACACCAUGGGCGCUCUGGCUUUAGCUACCGAUCGGCCCACCAAGGAGCUGAUGAAGAAGCCCCCAGUGGGCCGGACGGAGCCACUAAUCACCAACAUCAUGUGGAGAAACCUCACAGCGCAGGCCAUGUUUCAGGUUGCAGUUCUGCUGGUGCUCCAGUUCAGAGGGCAGUCCAUAUUUGGAGUGAGCGAAGAGGUGAACAACACCUUAAUCUUCAACACCUUCGUUCUCUGCCAAGUCUUCAAUGAGUUCAACGCCAGGAAGCUGGAGAAGAAGAACGUGUUCGAGGGGAUGCGCACCAAUAAGCUCUUCUUGGGGAUUGUGGCAGUCACUGUGUUCUUGCAGGUGAUGAUGGUGGAGUUCUUGAGGGAGUUUGCAGGCACAGUAAGGUUGGACUGGGAACAGUGGGGGAUUUGUGUUGGUAUUGCAGCUGUGUCAUGGCCAAUUGGUUGGCUUGUCAAGUGCAUUCCAGUUUCCAACACCCCUCUUCUCCGGCUCUUAGCUCACCCUAAAUCUGGUAUAUAGGAAUCAAUUAUAGGUCCAUUUAAUUCCUUCAUUCAAUUUUUUUUCUUCUCUGCUGAUUGAUUGGGUGUUAUAACCCAACUUGAUUUAUUUAUUAUUUUAUUGUAAAUUCCUAAUGUGUAUAUGAGUUGACAUUGGUCUUCUUUUUA
Musa acuminata subsp. malaccensis (wild Malaysian banana) is the source of this 3429-nucleotide messenger RNA. RefSeq names its product calcium-transporting ATPase 7, plasma membrane-type-like. The record is from RefSeq and is a predicted model, not a curated record. Gene Ontology annotation, cellular component: intracellular membrane-bounded organelle; plasma membrane. Gene Ontology annotation, biological process: calcium ion transmembrane transport. NCBI's taxonomy places the organism in Eukaryota, Viridiplantae, Streptophyta, Magnoliopsida, Zingiberales, Musaceae. Gene Ontology annotation, molecular function: ATP binding; ATP hydrolysis activity; P-type calcium transporter activity.